Messenger RNA from Boeremia exigua, 2428 nucleotides. RefSeq lists its product as uncharacterized. The transcript has a single exon. The record is from RefSeq and is a predicted model, not a curated record. Lineage: Eukaryota; Fungi; Ascomycota; Dothideomycetes; Pleosporales; Didymellaceae. Bases 438 to 2294 code for a protein of 618 amino acids.
UAGUCGAGAUCGUGACCGUUACCCAAACAAGACCGACGGUGACCGAAUGGCGCACUACGUCAUGCUGUUAUCUGGCCUUAUCUCGUGUUCAGAGUUGCACGACGACAUGCUCGAGCCAGAAGCAAGGAGCCAACCACCCAUCUGUCUGUUUCGGAGUAGUCAAAAGGAGUUUGCGUGUCCUGUUUGAGGCUCUUCGGUUUGUGAGGCUCGGUCGGCAUUGCGCGCCCGUCUUGGACCCUUGCGCACGGCCUUCGACCGGGGAAGCUACGUACGCACGUCGCAGCCAACCUCACACCUCGCCGGACGUUGCAUGUGCUGUUUGGACCCGCCAGAACUCGUUUACUCGCUCUGCGCACCAAGAAUGCCACAGUAAUGCUUCUUACCGAUUCGCUCCUUUGCCUGGCCUAUGCAGCUCCACCAGAUCCACCCCGCAUGCCAUGAACACCACCAAUGGUUCCUCGUUGUCCACCUCUAAGAGCAGCUCGACCCUGCGCCCGCGGACCCGGCGACUAAUCUCCGUCGAGGAUGACAUCUACGCAACCGACGACAGCGAGGGCUUCAGCUCAAGGAUCGGUUCGAGGCUGACCUCGAGGACAUCGUCUCCAGCCAACGUCACCUUGGCACCGUCGGCAUUCCUCAAAUCUGCUGGCAUUCAGGCCUCAAAGGCUACCCGGGACACAUCAUCGACUCUUUCAGGGCUGUUUGGUAACUCGUGGUCCGCAGUCCAGGGGCUGGCAGCCAAUGUCCUUGGUAGCGAGACCGCGUCCAACGCCUCGGCUACCCCUAGAAGACGCAAUCCGACACAUACACGACGCACGUCUACCAGCGCUCCGCCGCCGAAACAAUGGGGCCCCGCAGGCGCUGGCUCGCAUGUGGGUGCCGGCACACAGGAAGAGCGGGAGGCAAUGGUGCGAGCUAUGAAGCGGAGGGACCUGCUCAAUGCUACCGAGCAUCUGCAGCCAGACUCGAUUGGCCGCAUGAAGCGCAGAAAUUCCGACGACCGUACAAGUGCUUCCGCACCACCCGGCGACAACGAUCACGGUGAUGCGCUGGUAUACGUACAUCACGUCAAGAAGCAAGACACACUUGCUGGAGUCUGCAUCAAGUACAGCUGCGAGCAAUCCGUACUGCGGAAAGCUAAUCGCAUGUGGCCAAACGACACCAUCCUUUCUAAGAAGACGAUAGUGCUCCCUGUACACGCUUGUGGCGUCAAGGGGCGGCCAGCGCAGGGGCCGGACGCCCUGCCAGAGGAGGAUCUGCUACUUGGCGAAUACGCCGACACCUCGAGUAAGAAACCAGACACAGAAGGCCUGCCCAAUGGCUGGACAACACUCAAACAGAAAGCCACCGACACCAGCUCUGUCGUAUCCUCCAAUGCCGCUUCUGACAAUCCCUGGACACACGACUCCUGGGUCCUUCUUCCCAACGAUAAACAGCCCACACAGAUCGCACGCAUGCCCCGUCGCGCUCUGGGUUUCUUUCCCCCCGCCCGCCGGAAAUCGGUUGCCUUUUCGGAUGACGCAUCGACACCACGCGCCUCUGUUGACCUACCGCGCUCCUCGACCUCUACAAAUCCAAAUAUCCACACAGGCUCGCCUUCCCAGCCUACUCGCCCCCGUGCAUCAAGUAAUAUAUCUUCUCUCUCCGCGCACAGUCGUCAACGCAGCACCUCCGGUCAACAGCAACCGCCUAAACCGUGGCUAUCUGGCCCUGGCGGUGUUGGCACGCUUGGUCGCAAUGUGCGCAGCCCUGGGCCCGCACAAGACGGUCUGAACAAGAUGUUCGCUGCACAUUUGCCCAACGUGGCGCCGCCCCCCGGACAAGAGUAUUUCACACCGUGGGCACCCUCCCUGCUCGACACCGACGGCACGCGUGGCCCCGGCUCAGGCGUCGUCACUCCGUCAGGCGGCGACCUCAAUCUGCAGGAAAUCGGCGGUGCGAUCGAGGGCUGGAUGCGCAAAGUCGGCUCCCAGGCCCAGAAGCUGCUUGCUGAGCCCGGCACGCCUGGCGGACGGCAGAAAGUCGUGCCCGGUGUUGGCGCUACGGGCGGCGGGCUAGGCGACCUAAUUGAAAUGCAGGACGAUGCGUUUGAGAUUGGUGAUGGAGAGGAGGAUAGGGGCCGGCCCAGGGAUGGGCUCGUGGUGCCAAGUAUCAACGCAGAGAGGUCUGUGAGUCGGCACUCGGCUGCGAAAGAGUCUGCGGCAAGGGCGCAGCAGUUUCAGAGCUCAAGGCAGGACUUCAACCUCGUGUUGAGAGAGCGGAGCCGUAAGGGCGAUAGUAGCAAGACGGAUUGAGGUGGUUUUCGGUUGGCGUUGGGUAGCGUGCAUGCCAGCAGGCCUUUGUCACUUUUUCUAGAUCUCCAAAAGAAGCAUUACAUCUCGACCUCCUGUCAUCAUGCACAUCACUAUCGAGAUUUUACUGGGGAGUC